Postia placenta MAD-698-R-SB12 is the source of this 456-nucleotide messenger RNA. RefSeq lists its product as hypothetical. The transcript is spliced from 3 exons. The record is from RefSeq and is a predicted model, not a curated record. NCBI's taxonomy places the organism in Eukaryota, Fungi, Basidiomycota, Agaricomycetes, Polyporales, Adustoporiaceae. The coding region runs from base 1 to 456 and encodes 151 amino acids.
AUGUCUAACAUCCCGCUCGGACCCGGACCCGAAAUCGUCCCGCUCUCUAUUUGGACGGAGAAUCAUAUCACCGCCAUUUACAAGGCCACCAACCUCGCUGACUUCGACAAGGCGUUCGACGCGUUCAUCAGCAAGGAUGCACAGAUCACUCUGAACGGCCGCAAGCUCACUCGCGAGGAGUACAAGUUGCAACUCGUCGGCGAGACAUUUGCGGAGAAGUCCGCAAACGUCUCAUUCUUGGGUGCUGUUGACGUGCCUGAAAAGGUUAUCGGUCUGACCCAGACCGGGACCGUCGGUGUUUUCUUUCAAGCCACAGUUUUUGGUCGGCUCUUAUUCAGGGGAGCGCCCGUCACUAGCACCGUAAACGCCUCUCUGAAUGCUACUGUCGCCGCAGGCAAAUCGGGGACUACGGUUACUGUGCUCAAUGAGGUUGUAGUGGAUCAUGUCAACCACUAG